CGUUGGUUACAAUGUUACGGGUUUCAGUGACCUGGUUUUGGUUCAUUAAAACUACCUUCAACUACUAAUGACUCGACAUCAUUAUGUCACCGGCGAGGUCGUUACAGUACUCACGCUUAGUUUUGUACUCGGGCGUAACGCUUGGGGGUGGGGCAUUGGAGGAAGGCGGGAUGAUUUGAAUGUGCUGUAAUUCUCAAAUGCAACAAAGGUCAGAGUCCCUUUAAGAGUAACUUAAGCUACAGUUGUGCGUCUUCUCCAUAUUGUCCGCCAUCGUACUGCUGCGAGUGCGAAAUGCAUCCUGGGAUUUAUAGCGGUUGCAAGUACACACGAGCCACCUCCGAUGCAUGCUCGGUGAAACUGCGAGAUCGAGCACGCAUCAAGAACACUUCCGACAGUAGUUUUACGACAGUACUCGCUUGAUGCGUGCUUCGAAUUGGAACAGUGCUCGGGCAACGACUGAUGACGUUUCACGAGUCCACGAGUAUGGCAAGCCAUCCCCGCCAGAAAGCGGCAUCAUUUAGACGCGAAUCACCUUCAUUACGCCGUAAAAUACGCCGUAAAAUGUAGAAAAACUGCGUAUUUUACGCCGUCAUGCGCAAAAAAGCGCCGCUUUUUACGCCGCAAUUAAGCCUUUCAAGAGUGCGCGUAAAAUACGCGCGUUUUGAACAUCAAAACGUGCGUAAAAUACGGCGUUCCUCUAGUAUGCUAAUAAUCUCCGCCCUUCUUUUCUCUCAGCCAAUGCAUUUGAAGUGUUUGCGCCCAAUCGCUGACCAAGACAAGCAGACCAAAUCAGUUCAGCACAGAUCUGCUUUGAGAAUUUCUCCUCUCAUUUGGCGUUAGUUGUAGCGUCAUUUAGAUAUAUAUAUUAGUAAAUGCAAUUGCAAUUGUGUGGUUCCCGUGGCCCAUUUGAUAGAGACGCUUGACCUGUAGGCAGGAGGUUGUCGGAUCGAAUCCAUUUAUUACCAUAUUUCUGCUUUUGUCAGAUGUUCACGCUUUUAUGAUCGCAAUGCUUUUUCGUCGGCAAGCCAGACCUGCUCUGUUAUAAGUUCCAAAGACAGUGCCUUUUUAGUCAGCCAGCCAGAUCAUCUUGGUGUCUUGUAACACGCUUUAUAAGUUAAUUAUAUUUAAAUUAUUAUAGCCAUCGAGCCUUUAUUUUCGUGGAGUUAUCGUUACAUCCUCUCGUUCAAUCGAUAUAAAUACACAGUGGAAAGGAGUGAGAGGGAGCUACAGUUAUAAAAGUGUCAAACAAGCUGUCCUCUAAAUCACCAUUUCCCUAGGCCUAUAUGUUUUCAUGCCGACAAAUGGUUGAAAUAAAGUAACUUUGUGACCCGGCGUAUAUUAGACUUGUUAAAUGCAGAAAUGCUUGCUGGCAGUGUCUAUUCAGUUUCAACACUCCAAUUCCAAAAUUAUGUUUUCAUGUCGUCAAAUGCUCGAAAUAAAGUCAGGUUGUGACUCGACAUCUACUUGACUUAUACACCUCGACGCAGGUCGAGGAAACUGUUGCUGGUUGGCGUGCCACUGCUUGGAUAGGGAAAAACCUACCUUUGCCAUACGACUACUAAAUUGCUGUUACAACUGACUCGUUAGCCCCUAACCCCUAAGAAGUUAGAAAGCAUUUAUACUAAGAUUUAAUUAUUAACUAUAGUGAUAUGUCAAUUAAAUAUGAUUUGUGUUAAAACUCGGUACAUUAAUGAAGUGAAAUAGCACCAUAGACCACCAUCUAGAGUUCUAAAUUAAAGCACAUUACUUUAACUUCUGCCACAUUGCACUCUCUCCCUACAAGCUUUAAACUUGGUGUGACUCAUUCCCAUAGCAACCCAGUCUCACCAAUAUGCGUACAGAUCGCACGGUUUGACACUUUCAAAAUGCGUGCAGUACAUACGCCAAAUGACCAUUUCGCGUGCAUAUGAUACGCAAAACCCAGCAUUAACUACUGUGGAGGGCGGAUACGUCCAUUUCGCGUGCAUAUGAUACGCAAAACCCAGCAUUAACUGAAUGGGAAAUGCAAUAUUUUAGGACAGAUUCACCAUUAAACGUGUUUCUAACAGUGGUGUAUAAAGUACUCAAAAGCCAUACUUAAGUAAAAGUACAGAUACCUUACUGGAAAAUUACUUAAGUAAAAGUCACCUUUUAGAAUAGUACUUAAAGGGCAUGGUGCAGGUUUCUAUUUUCUUCUAUUCUGGCAAUUUUCUAGUUGGUAAUAAACAUUUAAACAAUUAUCCAUUGUAUUUGAUGUUGUAGGGUAUCACAAAAUAUAAAUAUUAGGAAAAGUAGGUGAUAUAUUAGUGGUUAUUAGCCACAGGUUAGCGAUGAUUCUUAUUUCUCCCACAAUGCAUUGCAUGACGUCACAUAAGGUACUCCGCGCUUUUGGACGACAGCCGAAGCCGCUAGUGAGAGAGUGACAGUGUCAGAUUAUAUAAGUAAAUACAUAAAUAGAGAUAGCCUAGAUAUAGAUAGAUAGAUAUAUAGAUAGAUAGAUAGAUAGAUAGAUAGAUAGAUAGAAUAGCAUAACAUCGAUAGAUAGUGAGGGAUAGCAUAACAUCGAUAGAUAGUGAGGGAUAGCAUAGCAUAACAUAACAUAGAUAGAUAGUGAGGGAUAGCAUAGCAUAGCAUAACAUAGAUAGCUGAUAGAUAGAGAGAGAGUAGAUAUAUAAGUAGAUAACAUGGUUUUCUACUGUUUUUGUGGCGGGUGCAACAACUCCAGCAAAAGUGGACAUAGGGUACAUUGCUUCCCCAAGGACAAAGGGAUUCUCCGAAGCUGGGUGCAAUUUGUCAAGUUUAGGCGGGCAGAUUUUUCAGCUAGCUCUGUUACCGCGAAUUACCAGAAUAUGCAGCGCGCAUUUCAAGGAGGAGGAUUACCACUCAGGGGAUGCCAAGAUGGUCUCACUUGGUUUAAGGAGUAAGAGGAGGGCGAAGUUAAUUCCUACCGCCGUGCCGUCUGUGCAUGCAAACCACUCUGCCUGCCCUGUCCCGAGGUCGAGAGACACCGUCUGCCGCAAGCGAGAGAUUGCCACGAUAAGCAUCAUGCUAUAGCUGCUAAUUACAAGCUGCGCGUUAGCUAGCUCUGUGUAUUUUGCAUACCGUGUUCCCUUUGACACAGCCUCCUCUACAAGCAUGAUCAGUCUGACAUUAGAAUAGCAUAUUUCUUGAUUCACGAAUAUGAGCCAAAACAAAAUUGCCCUGAAGUAAAUGUCCAUAUCGUCAUGAAAGCUUCAUGGCUAGUGUUUUGAUCAGUGAUCGUCAUCAUCAAGCGGCUUUCACAACAGUGUGUUUGCGUUUUGUGUUAGUGCUAGACUGCUACGGUUCUCUUUCACAUAUACUGUAUUUGACCGUGACCGUGUCGUCAGGGCUGUAGUGGACGCUAAACGCAAGUAAACGCAGUUUACCCACCUCUGAAAUUUGAGAAACAGAGUUUAUCCACUUCUCACUUCAGAGUUUAGCUACCUCCCAAUACAGUAAAUGUACUACCAUUGGUUGCGAAUCACUGAUCUAAGUAUUCAUAGUUUACCUACCUCUUAUUUCACCACUACACCCUUGCAUUUCUUUUUUAUAUACUUAUAUAUACUAUACUUUAUACUAAUAUACUUUUUUAUAUUUGUUUUCGCAAGAUGUUGACAGACGCCUCACAGCAGGAGACCGUGCACAGUGUAGACACUGUGGAGAGUGUCGAUACUGGGGAUCAGCCCUUGCCCUCCUCCACUUCUGACGCUGGGACACAAUGUUAUUUGAAGCCCCCCCGAUGGUCUCACGCUGUGCAGGUUAACCUGAAGCCCAAGAUGGUUAGCGUGGGCACACAGACUUCAAUCAGCCCACAAACCUCCACUCCCCUCGCUAGUCCUGAACAGACAGUUGACGACGAUGAUGAUGAUAAUGCCACUGUCAUCAGUGACUUGUCGUGGGUGCCCGAAGAGCCGAUGGAUGAGGAGGAAUUGUUUGAUGAGGAGCCACCUUACACGUGUGACCCCCACCACAAUUGCAUUGACAAAUUCAUUGUUUGCCAAGAGGAGCUGAUGGGCCUUUUUGCCAUCUGUCCGGCCUGUUGUGAGAGGUCGGAUAGGAGCAUCGUGCAGCAGGAAGGAACUUUUGUUAAGAUCAAGCAGGUCUGUGCAUCAUGUGGCUACCACCGUUUCUGGCAAAACCAGCCAAUGCUCCACAGGAACAUGCCAACCUGCAACCUCCUGUUAAGUGGGGCCAUUCAUUUUACUGGAUGUUUGGCCACACAGACACUAAGAAUGUUGACCCUGUUUGGCCUGCAGUGCAUCAGUGCGAGCAGUUUCUUUCGCCAUCAGCGCCGCUACACCAUCCCAGUAAUCGUUCAGGCCUGGCAGAAUGAUCAAGCCAAGAAUUUUAGUGACCUACGGGCAAUGGAUGGCGGAAGUUCUUGCUGGUGACUGCAGGUCAGAUUAUCCUGGGCACUGCGCAAAGUAUGGGUCAUACUCUCUGAUAGAGGACAGAGUGAACAAGGUGGUGGAUGUUCAGCUUGUUCAGGUAAACCUGAUGUUAUUAGACAAAGAAAUGAACUCUGCAAUUUGGUAAAAGGAUUGUAUCUUAAUAUAACAUCUUUCCACUAGUACAACCAUGCAUAGAGCUUUAUUGUGUAUUGCCUAACUAGAGUAGUGUAUCAUAAUGCCUGGACCAGCAAAGCUUCGGUUCAUUAACGCCUCCUUCAACACCACCAGCAUUCUACACUUACACUGUUAUGU
Gadus chalcogrammus (walleye pollock) is the source of this 4703-nucleotide messenger RNA. RefSeq lists its product as uncharacterized. The record is from RefSeq and is a predicted model, not a curated record. The transcript is spliced from 5 exons. The coding region runs from base 3609 to 4391 and encodes 260 amino acids. NCBI's taxonomy places the organism in Eukaryota, Metazoa, Chordata, Actinopteri, Gadiformes, Gadidae.